This is a messenger RNA of Haliotis rubra (blacklip abalone), 636 nucleotides long. RefSeq lists its product as uncharacterized. The transcript is spliced from 2 exons. Gene Ontology annotation, molecular function: DNA binding. Gene Ontology annotation, biological process: DNA recombination; DNA integration. The coding region runs from base 1 to 636 and encodes 211 amino acids. The record is from RefSeq and is a predicted model, not a curated record. Lineage: Eukaryota; Metazoa; Mollusca; Gastropoda; Lepetellida; Haliotidae.
AUGGCACAACCUUAUUCUUGGAACAGGGUUGGGUUACAACCCCAAUACUCCAACUUUAUACAGAUGCAGCUGGCGCUCAGGGUUGGGGUGCAUAUUUCCAAGGUCAUUGGGCCAAUGCCAGGUGGCCAGAUCUAUGGAUACAACAAGGAUGGGGUAAGUGAGGUAGUUGCCGGUUCAAUCAGCGACUCAUCACAGCGGGCGUUGUUGCUGAAUGACCUAUCUUUCGCUAGCGACCAAUCCUACGUCGAGGUGGUCCUACGGGCCUCCAAAACAGAUCAACAAGGCCGCGGCACACGCAUCGCCAUUCAAGCAGUCCCUCGGUCCAUACUGUGCCCCGUCAAAGCUUUGACACGAUUUUUGGCAGUGCGGCCACGUACAGAUGGAUAUUUCUUUAUUCACACUAAUUCCGCUCCUCUAACAAGAUUUCAGUUUCAGGCAGUGCUCAGGAAGACGCUAGCGGCAGCAAAACAACCCAUCAAUAUUAAUCUUUACUCUUCUCAUUCAUUUCGGAUAGGGGCAGCAACCACAGCAGCGUUGCAAGGAAUUCCGGCAGUUCAGAUUCAGGAAUUUGGCCGCUGGAGAUCGAAUGCCUACCAGGCGUAUAUCCGUAUCCCCCGGCUAAGCACACAAAACUAA